AUGCCUCGUCUUACCCGUUCUCAAGCUUCGCUUUCCCAGACUUCGAUCGCCAAUGAGGAUAGGAUCAUCGAGAUUACGACCGAAGCCGGCGUGAAGGUCGAGCAGACAAAGACUACUACUACCCGCCGUCGUGUUGCGCAUAAUGUCGUGGAGGACAGCGAGGAUGAGGAGGAGGAGGAUGAGCUUGUGAAGAUCGAAGAAAAUGAGGAGGAGGAAGAAGAAGAAGAGGAUGUGGAGCCUCCCACAACAAGACCCAAACGCAAAGUCGCCACCGGCCGCACCCUAUCCGCCAAAGCCCGCGGCAAGCUCCCCAUGAAAUACGCCGAAUCCGACUUUGAAGCGGAUGCUACUUCUGAGGAAGAAGACUUCAAAAAUGAGAUUGUGGAGAAUUCCGAGUCGGAGUUGUCAGAAUUGGAGAUCGAGCAAGAGGAGGAAGUGACCAAGGUUCACUUGAACAAGAAGAGGAGAAUUACCGUCACGCCCAAGCGAGCCCUUGCUACAAAAGGCAAGGGCAAAGCAAAAGUCGAGUCAGCCACUCCGAGCAUCGCGGGUGUCUCGAGCACGAAGACGAGUCCCGCAAACGCCACCACACCCGCUACCUCCAUCUCCGUCGCUUCCUCCAUCAAAGGCGAAGCGCUCGAUGUCGAUGCCGAGAUGAAGGAUGUCGUUGCAGACAGCGGGGAUGACGAAGCCGACGACCCCUCAUUCGAGCACCUCUCCGACCAAGACCAGAACCUCGAUCUCGAUAACCUCUCCGAAGCAGAGGACGAAGAAGCGGAGCUUUCGGAUGAGGAUGGGAAUGUGGUCACUGUCACCGCGACUGUGGAGUCUGUCGCCACCGCCACGACCCGCCGUCGUGUCCGUCGUCCGAGGUUGAGUAGGUAUGAGCGAACGCGACAGCAGCUGGCUGUGCACCAUCCGGAGCUGGAAACAGUAUGGGAUGACCUGGAACAACUUGCCGUCACGGAAGUUAAGAGGGCUGAACAACCCGCUGGUUUGAGUUUGAGUUUACUGCCGUUCCAGUUGGAGGGUCUGCACUGGCUACGACAACAAGAAGAGAACCCAACCUUCCGUGGUGGGGUUUUGGCUGAUGAAAUGGGUAUGGGAAAGACGAUUCAGACGAUUGCGCUUUUGCUGUCGACGCCGGGGAUGAAGCCAAGUCUGGUGGUUGCGCCCACGGUUGCGUUAAUGCAAUGGAAACACGAGAUCGAGCAGCAUACGAAGAAUGGUCUGAGUGUGUUACUCUACUACGGUACCGCGAGGGAGAAGUUGACUGUUGAGAAGAUUUGUGAGUAUGAUGUCGUGUUGUCGUCGUAUGGUGUGUUGGAGAGUGCGUUCAGGAAACAGAACCAGGGGUUUAAGAGGAAGGAUGGGGUGUUUAAGGAGGAUUCGUUGAUCCACGCCGUCCCGUUCCACAGGGUGAUUCUGGAUGAAGCGCAUAAUAUCAAGGAUCGGUCGUGUAAUACAGCGAAGAGUGUCUUUGCGCUUAAGGCGGAGAAGAAGUGGUGUCUCUCCGGAACUCCUCUGCAAAACAGGGUGAAUGAGUUGUUUUCAUUGUUGCGAUUUCUGGAGUUGCGGCCGUACAGUUUGUAUUUCUGCAAGAAGUGCAAGUGUAAGAGUUUGCAUUGGAGGUUUCCUGAUAAGAGGCAUUGUCAGGAUUGUGGGCAUAGGCCGAUGGAUCAUACGUGUUGGUUUAAUGCGGAGUUGUUGAAGCCGAUUCAGUUGCAUGGUGCUGAUGGGGAGGGAUUGGUCGCGUUUAAGAAGUUGCAUAAGUUGAUGAAGAGGGUGAUGUUGCGCCGCACAAAGGUGGAGAGAGCUGAUGAUAUUGGACUGCCACCGAGGGUUGUGGUGGUGAGGAGGGAUGUGUUUAAUGAGGAAGAGGAGGAUUUGUAUGACUCGUUGUACAACGACUCAAAGAGGAAGUUCUCGACCUACGUGGCGGCGAAUACGGUGUUGAACAACUACGCCAACAUCUUCCAACUCAUCACUCGAAUGCGACAAAUGGCCGACCACCCCGCUCUCGUACUCAACCGAGCCGGUACAGCGGCGGAAGGCGCAGCAGGGUUCGUGUGUAGGAUUUGCGAUGAGGAGGCGACGGAUGCGAUUAAGAGUCGGUGUCAUCAUGUGUUUUGUCGGGUUUGUGUCAGUGAGUAUGUCGAGGGGGCGUUUGAGGAGCAUCCGGAGUGUCCGGUUUGUCAUGUUACGCUUAAUAUCGACCUUACCGCGCCCGCGCUCGAGGAGGAUAAUGAGGAGAACCAUAGGCGGGAUUCGAUUAUCAACAGAAUUGACAUGAACCAUUUCCGGUCGUCGACGAAGAUUGAGGCACUUGUGGAGGAACUCUAUAAGCUCAGGAGCAAGGAUUCGACGAUUAAGAGUAUCGUGUUUUCGCAGUUUACGAAUAUGUUGGAUUUGGUGCAUUGGAGACUGAGACGGGCUGGGUAUCAGUGCGUGAAGUUGGAUGGGCAUAUGACGCCUCAACAGCGUGAUUCGACGAUCAAGCAUUUCAUGACAGACCCCGCCGUGACUGUCUUCCUCGUCUCUCUCAAAGCCGGAGGAGUAGCGCUCAACCUCACCGAAGCCUCACACGUGUUUUUGUUGGAACCGUGGUGGAAUGGAGCAGCGGAAUGGCAGAGUGCGGAUCGUGUUCAUCGGAUUGGGCAGACGCGUCCGGUGAAGAUCACGAGAUUUUGUAUUGAGAAUUCGAUUGAGAGUCGGGUUAUUGAGUUGCAGGAGAAGAAGGCGGCGAUGAUUGGGGCGGUCGUUAAUCAGAGUGAUAGUGCGUUGAGUCGGCUGAGUGCUACGGAUUUCCAGUUUUUGUUUCACUAA
Molecule: messenger RNA, 2826 nt
Organism: Saitoella complicata NRRL Y-17804
Lineage: Eukaryota; Fungi; Ascomycota; Saitoellomycetes; Saitoellales; Saitoellaceae
Exons: 2
Coding region: 1-2826 (941 amino acids)
Molecular function (GO): ATP-dependent chromatin remodeler activity; metal ion binding; ATP binding
Source: RefSeq, a predicted model, not a curated record